AUCAUGACUAAAGCACGUUGAAAACGGCGCAUAAACAGCGCGUUGCCGUUCAGGAACUUAAAACGCUAAAAAGGGACAGACACGUAUGAAUAGUUUUUUGUUUUUAAUUGUACGGUUACCGCGUCGUUUUUCCAAUUUCUUACCAUUUAAAUGCAGCUCCCCCACUGACUAUCUUACACGGCCGAGUGAGCGGCGCACAACCCGAGGAGCAUAGCAGCAGGAAACAUCCGGGACUUUGCAAUUCUGAAGGCCGCAUUUGGGUGGACUCGCGCCACAUAAACGAGGACACUUCAAUUACUACAAUUUAGGGAAGACUAACUUGGACAAAAUGUUUGGCUCGUCCAGAACUGGAGGUGUACGGGGAGGCCAAGACCAGUUCAACUGGGAUGAUGUUAAGACCGACAAACACAGGGAAAACUAUCUGGGGAAUUCCCUCAUGGCGCCGGUCGGCCGCUGGCAGAAGGGUCGCGAUCUAACCUGGUACGCAAAGGACAAGAAGGGCAGGGCGCAGUUAUCCCGGGACGCGGAGCUGGAGGCUGUGCGCCAGGCGGAGCAGGAUGCGCUUAUGGUGGCUUUAGGCCACAAGAAUAUAAAGAAACAACCAACCGGUCUUACUAGAGAGGACUUGUCUGAAUUGUGCAAAAGGGAGGAGGCAGACAGCGACACCCGAAACGUGGACCGAGUCUCUGGUCUCGGCAGUUCCAGUGCUGGAGCAAGAAAAGUCAUCCUCUCCAAGCAGGAAAAGGAGGCUAUAAAAAUGGGCUUGCCGGUGUUUACUCAUCAUAGAUGUGAAGAGAACCAGGAGACACCCAGCAAUAAGACUUCUGAGGACAAGGGGGAAGGUGCUGAUGAAGAAAGACGGAGUGACUCCGUACAGCGCGAUGGCAAGAGGAAGAAAAAGAAGGAAAAGAAGUGCAAAUCGGAGAAGAAGAAAAAGAGAAAGAAGAAGAGUCACCACAGAAGGGGGGAGUCCUCCUCAGGAUCCGAGUCUGAAGAUGACAGCGAUAGGAGGAGAAAGGACCACCAUCGUCCUCAUCCAUCAUCGGGCCGACAGAGUGGAGCCAGACCCCGAGAUGGCUAUUCAUCAGUGGGGGCAAAGGCCGGAGCCUGCCCCUCCUCCCCGCUCCGGCAGCACCAGCAGCGGCGGCGGCGUCAUGACACCGGGUCGUCCUCGGAUGGGGGCAUGGAUGCACCCCAUCGCUACAGUGGCCGCCCCCCCAUCGGACCCGGUCAGAAGAGACGCCACGACACGGACUCUGACAGCUGAUGGACCCCAAAGGGGCGCCCUCCCUUCUCCUGCCUCCACAGAAAUCCUGGACACUUCAGUCGUUGUGCCACAGUCCAAAAACACUUUAAAAACAUCCUCACCCUUUCCUCUCAUAGCUGCCUCAAACUCCCAAACCCUCCACCACAGCUGACCAGUAGCCGUUAAGAACAUUCACCAGCAGAGGGCAGUGUGGCCUUUUGUGCCGAAUCCUAAGUAUUCUUGAUGUUCUUAAUCAAAUGCUUCCCUUCUGAUUUAUAAUUCAUAUUACAACAUUCUCUGUUCUUGGCAAGCUUUGUGAGGCAGCGAUCAAGAUGAUUUUUAAUGCUUUUAUUGUUAUCCAUUGUGAACGUCGCACAUUUUUUUUCUGUGACAUUUAAAAUUAUCGGUUGACAUGAGGGAAAUUUUUGUCAUGAUAUUGAGGGCUUUUGAUACUUCGUGUAAUUAAUUCGUAAAGUAGUUUCUUUCAGUUGUCAUUGUAACACAGUUUUGUAUGCUACUGUAACAGAUGCGCAAAAUAAAUUUGUUUCUUGCUGUGGCACAA
This is a messenger RNA of Brienomyrus brachyistius, 1808 nucleotides long. It is a transcript of the gene c4h1orf35, whose product is annotated as chromosome 4 C1orf35 homolog. The record is from RefSeq and is a predicted model, not a curated record. The coding region runs from base 329 to 1267 and encodes 312 amino acids. Lineage: Eukaryota; Metazoa; Chordata; Actinopteri; Osteoglossiformes; Mormyridae. The transcript is spliced from 8 exons.